AUGGCGGUCGACUUCUCGGCCGAAGAGGCAAAGACGCUCAAGCGCUGGCGAGAAAUCGACGCUUUUCAGACCCAGCUGCGUCUGUCCAAAGGAAACAAGCCGUACACCUUCUACGAUGGCCCCCCAUUCGCGACCGGCCUCCCCCACUAUGGCCAUUUACUGGCUUCCACCAUAAAAGACAUCAUUCCGAGAUACUGGUCAAUGAAGGGCUUCUACGUGGAGAGGAGGUUCGGCUGGGACACGCAUGGCCUGCCAAUUGAGUACGAGAUUGACAAGAAAUUCAAUAUCUCUGGCCCGGCAGCAGUCAAAGAGAUGGGAAUUGCCAAAUACAAUGCCGAGUGCAAGGCAAUCGUCAUGAGAUACGCGACAGAGUGGAGAGAGACGAUUGACCGACUAGGUCGGUGGAUCGAUUUCGACAACGACUACAAGACCAUGAAUCCCAGCUUCAUGGAGUCGGUGUGGUGGGCGUUUAAGCAGUUAUUCGACCAAGGCCAAGUCUACCGCAGCUACAGAGUCAUGCCCUUUUCGACAGCGCUGAGCACACCCCUCAGUCAGCAUGAAGCUCAAUCCAAUUACAAGGAUGCGCAAGACCCGGCCGUCGUGGUUGCUUUUCCGCUUGUGGAGGAUUCGGACACCAGUUUGUUGGCAUGGACAACGACACCGUGGACCCUGCCCUCGAACAUUGGCUUGGCUGUCAAUGGCGACUUCGAGUACAUCAAGUUCCUCGAUCAAGAGUCCGGCCGCCAAUUCAUCAUGCUGGAGUCAUUGUUACGGACACUUUACAAGGAUCCCAAGAAGGCCAAGUUCAAGAUCCUGCAGAAAUUAAAGGGUUCCGAUCUCAAGGGCAAGCAAUAUCUGCCACCCUUCGACUAUUUCUACGACCAGUACAAGGACCGUGCUUUCAGGGUCUUGAAUGCCUCCUAUGUUACAGCGGAUGACGGAACGGGCAUUGUUCACCAAGCACCAGCAUUUGGUGAGGAGGAUUUUCGCGUGGCUAUGGAGAAUGGUAUCAUCAGCCACGACUAUCUUCCCCCAAAUCCUGUGGACGAAACGGGAAAAUUCACCAAAGAAGUGACGGACUUUGCCGGUCAGCAUGUGAAGGAAGCAGACAAGCAUAUCAUUAAGCAUUUGAAGGGCACUGGCCGAGUGAUUCGAGAUAGCCAGAUAACCCAUCAAUAUCCGUUCUGCUGGCGAUCGGAUACACCUCUCAUAUAUCGCGCAGUAUCAGGCUGGUUCGUCAAUAUUGCCGGUAACGACAAAGUGCCGAGUAUCAUCCCAGACAUGCUUGACGGCAUUGCGAAAUCUCACUGGGUUCCCAACUUCGUCAAGGAGAAGCGGUUUGCGGACUGGAUCAAGAAUGCUCGUGAUUGGAACAUCUCGAGAAAUCGGUACUGGGGUACUCCAAUCCCGCUAUGGGCGAAUGAAGACUACUCCGAAGUCAUUGCCAUUGGAAGCAUAGAGGAGCUGAAGACACUCAGUGGUUACGAGGGCGAAAUCAAUGAUCUCCACCGUGACAAGGUUGACGACAUCACCAUCCCGAGCCAGAAAGGGAAUGGGACCUUGCGAAGGGUGGAGGAAGUAUUCGACUGCUGGUUCGAGUCGGGAUCCAUGCCCUACGCCUCAGCACAUUACCCUUUCGAGAACUCCGACCACUUCGAGAAUACAUUUCCUGGUGACUUCAUUGCCGAAGGCCUCGAUCAAACUCGCGGUUGGUUCUACACUCUUGUCGUUUUGGGUGUCCAGCUCAAGAAGAUGCUGCCCUUCAAGAACUGUGUCGUCAACGGCAUCGUGCUAGCUGAGGAUGGCAAGAAGAUGUCCAAACGCCUCAAGAACUAUCCCGAUCCUACCAAUGUCAUCGACAAGUAUGGAGCUGACGCUCUGCGACUGUACAUGAUAAAUUCACCUGUUGUACGAGCCGAACCACUAAGAUUCAAAGAGUCUGGAGUCAAGGAAAUCGUGGCUAAGGUCUUGUUACCACUAUGGAACAGCUACAAGUUCUUUGAGGGUCAAGUCGAGCUCUUGAAGAAGGUCGAGGGUAUCGACUACGUAUUUGAUCCCAAGGCGGAAACGACCAACACGAACGUCAUGGACAAAUGGAUAUUGGCCAGCACUCAGUCACUGUUGAAAUACAUCAACGAAGAGAUGGCAGCCUAUCGAUUGUAUACCGUUGUGCCGGGCUUGCUCAACUUGAUUGAUGAGACCACAAACUGGUACAUUCGUUUCAACCGAAAGAGACUGAAGGGUGAACUAGGUGUAGAUGACACACUGCAUGCGCUUAACACGCUCUUCGACGUCCUGUACACUCUUGUCCGAGGACUGGCACCUUUCACACCUUUCAUCGCGGACCUCAUCUACUCGAAACUCCUCCCGUUCAUCCCCAAAUCACUGUACGGCGAAGACAUGCGAAGUGUACACUUCCUACCAUUCCCGGAAGUCCGACAAGAACUCUUUGACCCUGUCAUCGAGAGGAGAGUCGGCCGGAUGCAGAAAGUCAUCGAAUUAGCCCGGCAGUCUCGCGAGCGAAGAACCAUUGGGCUCAAGACACCACUGAUGACUCUGGUCGUUAUCCACAAGGAUCAGCAGUAUCUUGACGACGUGCAGUCUCUGGAAGGCUACAUCACCGAGGAACUCAACGUACGCGACCUCGUCCUCUCUUCGGAUGAAGAGAAGUACAACGUCCAAUACAGUGUAACAGCAGACUGGCCUGUACUGGGCAAGAAACUGAAGAAGGACAUGCAAAAGGUCAAGAAAGCGCUCCCGGACGUGACGAGCAAUGAUUGCAAGACAUACCUCUCUGAAGGCAAGCUUCAGGUGGCGGGUAUCGAACUGGUGGAGGGCGACCUCGUGGUGAGACGCAGCCUCAAAGAGUCCGAAACCUCCAAAGACCAGGAGACCAACACGGAUAACGAUGUCCUGACGAUCCUCGACGUGGCUAUCCAUCCCGAACUUGCUCAGGAAGGUCUUGCUCGAGAAAUCAUCAACCGCGUCCAACAGCUUCGCAAGAAAGCGAACCUCAAGCCGACCGAUGACGUCAAGAUGGAAUACAAGGUGCAGGACGAUCCCGAUCAGGUUGGUCUAGAGGAAGUGUUUGAGACCCAGGCAAGUUAUAUCGAAAAAGCGCUCAGACGACCAGUCGAUAAGCAUGUCGUCACCGAGAUGGAUGGGGUGAUUGCGAACGGUGACGAGAAGGACGAUGUCAUUGUAGAAGAGGUACAGGAAGUGAACAAGGCGACAUUCUUGUUGAGGUUGUUGAAGCUUUAG
Molecule: messenger RNA, 3261 nt
Organism: Cladophialophora carrionii CBS 160.54
Lineage: Eukaryota; Fungi; Ascomycota; Eurotiomycetes; Chaetothyriales; Herpotrichiellaceae
Product: isoleucine-tRNA ligase
Exons: 1
Coding region: 1-3261 (1086 amino acids)
Biological process (GO): isoleucyl-tRNA aminoacylation
Molecular function (GO): aminoacyl-tRNA deacylase activity; ATP binding; tRNA binding
Source: RefSeq, a predicted model, not a curated record